UCGACCCUCAUGGAUGUAGACACCGAUGUGACGAGUGGUGGUGGGACAGCAAGACCAUGGCCUAUCGUCGAUAUCAACCCAGAGGCCUUGGCUGCUCUCGAGUCAUACAAGAAACGCGACCCGUCCAAGGUCGUCGUCCGCUUUAAGGCUGUCGGAAAUGCACCCAUCAUGAAGCAAAACUUCUAUAAAAUCACAGCUUCCAACCGAUUUCAGGCUGUCAUCCAGUUCUUACGCAAAGAAUUGGGCUGGAAGGCAGGCGAUCCCUUGGUACCACACACUCCUCCUCGUUUCGCGUCCCCCCAGCUGGUGCUCAACAAGCCACAGUUCACCUACAUUAACCUCGCCUUCUCACCAGCGCCGGAUGAUACAGUGUCUAAUCUCUUCAAAUCGUUUUGCACGGAUGGACAUUUGAUCGUCAAUUACAGCACGACAGCAGCAUGGGGCUAG
Molecule: messenger RNA, 447 nt
Organism: Mycena indigotica
Lineage: Eukaryota; Fungi; Basidiomycota; Agaricomycetes; Agaricales; Mycenaceae
Product: Ubiquitin-like protein ATG12
Exons: 4
Coding region: 10-447 (145 amino acids)
Biological process (GO): C-terminal protein lipidation; nucleophagy; autophagy of mitochondrion
Cellular component (GO): cytoplasm; Atg12-Atg5-Atg16 complex; phagophore assembly site membrane
Source: RefSeq, a predicted model, not a curated record